Messenger RNA from Brassica rapa (field mustard), 1293 nucleotides. RefSeq lists its product as uncharacterized. Lineage: Eukaryota; Viridiplantae; Streptophyta; Magnoliopsida; Brassicales; Brassicaceae. The record is from RefSeq and is a predicted model, not a curated record.
UUGUCAGAAUUAUGCACAUUUUAUUUUUCUCCUUGGAUAAACCGUAUUCGAUUAGAUUACAAAAAUUAUACUAUAAAAGAUCAGAUCGAUCUGAAUUCCUAGAAAAUCAUACAUUAGGCAGGAGGACACAUAAGUCUAUUGUAUACGAGAUGAGUGGAGCAACGUGGACUGAGUGUCUUUUUCGUUGUAGGCCACUGAGAUAAGCUUCCUUAUUGUUUUCAUGUCUUAACCACCAAUCACUCACAUUUCACAUCCAAAUCCACAAUAUGUGAAAUCCAACUCGAUCUGACUAAUCUUUGCUUCCCAAUGAGCAAUUGUGGAUUGAAAAUUCAUCUUCACAAGUUAUUAAUUAAUCAGCGUAAAAAAAAUUAAAUUAUUAGAAUAUAGUUACUUGUUAAUCUUUUUCAUUUAUGACUCUCUUUUUAUGUAAUGUGGAAAUGCGUUUAAGUUUACCUACAUGUUUUUGUGGGACGGUAGCUUAAUUAGAUGAAAACCAAACCAAAAAUACAAAAAAUGCUAGAUGUGUAUAAUUAUCGAUCAUAUAUCUCUAGAAAAUUAGACAAAUGACCCAGCUUAUUCACAUCUUACACAUGUAAAUGAACAUAUGGAAUCCCUUUACUACCCACUAGUACUACUAAUGGUUUUCCAAAACAGUGCAGCAUGGACCACAAUAAUUUCAAUUACUAUACCUAACAAACCAUUAUCUCUCUCCCUCUUUGUUUUUUAUCAUCUUCCAUGUAAUGAAAAGCAUUCCAUAAACCACUAACCACUAAACAAACUAAAAUCGAAAAAAAAAAACAGUGGGCGAUAUGCAUUACCACGGGUGCUGUUGCGGACGGUGUGGAGUAUCCACGUCGCCGUUGCCGGUAAUAGUCAUGAUCACGGUGGCGCUCGUCCUCUUGGCGCUUUCCUCCGCCGUAAAAUUUGAGGUUUCCCUCUCCUCAGGCGAAGAUAUGCUGAGCUGGCUCCUCCUAGCUGCGGUUCCAUUGGCUCUACUCUUUGCCCUGCGAUGUUUCUCUUGCCUUGAAACGGCGAAGCGAUCCGUCUACUACUGUCCAUGCGGCCGCUGGAAAUGCGUUUGCUACUACUAGCUAUCUAGUUUUGAACGCGGUUAGUGUCGUUGCGUUUACGUUUUUGUAAAUCAAUAAUUUCGUUUUGUAGGUAUUGUCGAUGUUAACGUGAAGGAUAUGUGGCGUGAUCAGACUUUUGUGUGUUAAAUUUGACGAACGUGAUCGGCUAUAAUAUUCAAUUUUAUAAAUAAAAAAUUAACAUAGCUUAUGUUUGUGUGAUCUU